AUGGUGUGGUAUUUACGUAAAAGAUUAAAAAAUAAACACGUUGUUUGAAUUCUCUCGUUUAUUUAAAAACCAUCUUAAAUGAUGUCUAUGUUACAUUCGAAUGUUGAGCCCUCAUGCCAGUGGGGAACCAACGCUGAAUUCAUCAAUGACCCCUUAGCAGUGAUAUAUUACGAGGAUCAGUGGACGUUGAGUAAAGUUUCUCCUUUAAACAGCUUACAAUACAACAGAGUGAAGCUAAAACAAUAUGCGUCCAAAAUUCGACUAGCAUUGGUCAGUAGCGUGUCUGUGAAGUCUUCUGUUAAUUAUGCGGUGCAGUUUGACCAGCAGUCUCUAUUGAAGUAUUGUGAUGAUGAUGCUGAUGCUUUAAAGAUAAAUGUUUCAACAACAACAAAUGGUAGUAAGACAAAGAUGGCAUAUACAGGAAUUUUGAUGUCCUGGGGAGUCAGCAGUGGCCCCGAAGGCACUGUUCACUUGCCCUAUAUGCUAGAGCGGGGAGAGAAAAAAAUUGCAGAGGUUGUUAAAAUCUGCUUACAAAAGAUAUUUGACUGUAAUAUAAAACCAUUCAGUUUUACACAGUAUCAAUUGCUGAUGUUUGGCUUCAGUUUUGUGGAGUGUGCAUCAGCAAGGGGCACUGACCCUUUUGUCCUGUCCUACACCACGCCUGGGGCAGUUGACAUUAAGAAUAAGCUUGACAUGCGGUUUGAAGUCAGUGACGUACACUGUAUGUGGAAUGCAUUAAAAGAUGAGGUGGACAACAUGCCAGAACUCAUAAGCCAAGUAUACCAGAUUCUGCUAAAACAUAUAAUACAUACAAUACAGUAUGACAUAUCUUUCUUGGAUAUCUUCAAAAUCACACUGCUUAAAGCAGAGGUCAAAAGCAAUGGUAUUGUUAAAAUGAAAUCACCUGAAGUGGUGAACUCUGUUUUUCAUGUGUUGAAUGAGAUCAUUUGCAAUGAGACUCCGUUACCAUUAGACAGUUGA
Messenger RNA from Cydia amplana, 981 nucleotides. RefSeq lists its product as uncharacterized. The coding region runs from base 79 to 981 and encodes 300 amino acids. NCBI's taxonomy places the organism in Eukaryota, Metazoa, Arthropoda, Insecta, Lepidoptera, Tortricidae. The transcript is spliced from 5 exons. The record is from RefSeq and is a predicted model, not a curated record.